AUGCGCAUGUUACAACAGAAAAUGGACGAGAUGCAGCAACGUCACGAGGAAGAGAUGGCGGCCGUAAGGGCCGACUGCGAAGCUCGGAUAGCCCGGGAGACCGGACGAAUGGACGGGGGAGAACGAGUGAAGGAUAAAGGAAAGGGUGUGGAAGAACGCACGCCCCCAAAUACCGAAGGCGAUAGGACUUGGAGGCCCUCCGGGUCGGAGGCCGAAGAAAGCCAAGCUAAAUCGGUACACGCGGAAAGCGCUGCCGAGGACGGGCGGAUGGUGGUUAAGUCCGAACCUUCAUCCACCCUGUUACUUCCAUUCACCCAAAGCAUAAUGAAUGUCCAAAUCUCGGAGCAAUUCAUGGCACCGCAAUUCAAAAUGUAUAACGGAACGACGGAUCCGGCGUCCCAUAUCCAGACAUUCUCGAACGCCAUGGCGUUCCGGAUCGGCAAUGACUCCAUUUGGUGCCGAGCGUUCUCGCUCUCACUUGAGGAAGAAGCUUUAGAAUGGUUUAACACCCUCCCCCCCAAUUCAAUAGGAAACUUUACCGGAUUAAAACAGCUAUUCAUUAAACAAUUCGCAGCCAGUAGUACCCAGGACCUGACCGUAUUCGAAUUGAUGACUCUCAAACAGGGGAAGGACGAACCGCUGCGAUCGUUCAUGGACCGGUAUCAGAAGACCGUCCGGCGCGUGAAAAGCCUGACCCCAGAGCUCGCCCUUCAUUACAUCCUGCCGGCUCUUAAGCCGGGACCGUUCAAGGAUAGCGUCUGUAGGCGAGCGCCCAAAACUAUGGAAGAGUUGAGAGAGAGAGCGGCAGACGAGAUACGGGUGGAAGAAAUGAAACUCUCUUACAAAAAAGAGAACCAGGAGUCCAGAGGAGAAAGAACGGACGUUAAUAAGCCCAGUCGGUUGACGGAAAAAACGUCCGGUCCUAGGCCCAGGGAACAGAAUAGGGGACCUCGUUUCCAACAGUAUACACCUUUGAACGCCUCAAGGGAAAAAAUCUUGCGAGAAGCCCUAAACGCAGAAUUGAUACCGGAACCAGAGGGGUUCCCGACAACGAAGAACGCUGACCGAAGCAAACACUGUGCAUACCACAAAAAUAUGGGUCAUGACACUGAAGAGUGUUGGACCCUCAGAGACAAGAUAGAGGAGCUCAUCCGGGGAGGAAAGCUCAAAAAAUACGUCCGUGAUGAGCACCCCCCGCAACCAACCAGUCGGCCUACUCAGAGGCCGGCCUAUCGAAAGGAUAAGACAAGGAGCGCGAAGGUCGACCAACCCCGCUCGGAGAGGCGACCGAACCGAAGCCGAAGCCAUAGCAGGGAACGCCCCUUGAGAGGGCAUAUUAACACCAUUUCCGGAGGAUUCGCGGGGGGAGGGUCGUCCUCCUCCGCUCGAAAACGCCAUGUCCGAUCCCUCCAGUCCGUGCAUUUAGCGGACAAACCUCGCCGCUCCAUGCCACCCAUCACCUUUUCGGAUGAAGACUUCCACGCUCCUGAUCCGGACCAGGACGACCCAAUGGUCAUCACUGCAGAGAUAGCGCGGUAUGGAGUCAGCAAGGUUCUGGUUGACCAGGGAAGUUCGGUCAACAUCCUCUACUGGAAGACCUUCUUGCAGAUGGAUAUAUCCGAGGACCUCAUCGUUCCUUAUGAUGGGCAGAUAGUAGGCUUUGCGGGGGAAAGGGUGGAUACAAGGGGGUACGUGGAGCUGAGAACAAGGUUAGGAACCGGACGCUCUAGCGAAGAGAAGAGGGUCCGGUACCUAAUAAUAGAGGCGAACACAUCGUACAACGCGCUGCUCGGAAGACCAUGCCUAAACGCGUUUGGGGCAAUCAUCUCUACCCCUCACCUCACGAUGAAGUACCCCUCCACAAAGGGAACUAUUUGCACGGUCCAGGCGGACCAGAAGACAGCCCGGGAAUGCUACGCGGCAGGUUUGAAGCUGCACGUCCGACCUAUAAAAAGAAGAGCGGUCGGCUCCGAGGUUGCUAUGGCAGACCUCGAUCCGAGGAUGAAUACCGAGGACCGUCUCGAGCCCAUUGGAGAAACCCAACCUAUUUCGAUAGGGAGGGAACCUGCCCAGACCACCCUCAUCGCCAGGGAGAUGAACCCUGAAAUGGAAAAGGAGCUAAGGGCAUUACUUUGGAAGAACCGGGAUCUAUUUGCGUGGACGGCAGCAGACAUGCCGGGCAUCCAUCCCGCGGUAAUGUGCCACAAGCUCUCCCUUUUCCAGAACGCCCACCCAGUCGCGCAAAAGAAGAGAAGAAUGGGCGAUGAAAAACGACAAGCUGUAGAGGAGGAAGUAGGAAAGCUAAAAAAGGCCGGCUUUGUGCGGGAAGUCACAUACACCACAUGGCUGGCUAACGUGGUCAUGGUGAAAAAGGCCAAUGGAAAGUGGCGCAUGUGCACAGACUAUACGGACCUGAACAAAGCCUGCCCGAAAGAUUCACACCCCCUACCCAGCAUAGACGCCCUGGUGGACGGCGCUUCUGGACAUCGGGUACUAAGUUUUCUAGAUGCAUAUUCCGGAUACAACCAGAUACCCAUGUAUGGGCCGGACAUCGAGAAGACGGCGUUCAUGACGGAGAAGUCCAACUUCUGUUAUGAGGUCAUGCCGUUCGGCCUAAAGAAUGCCGGGGCGACGUACCAGCGUUUAAUGGACCGGAUUUUCCGAGACCAGAUAGGCCGGUGCAUGGACGUAUACGUCGACGACAUGGUCGUUCGGUCCGCGGAUGGAGAAGGACACCUCAAAGACCUUGAGGAGGUGUUUCGACAAGUAAGGAAGUUCGGCAUGCGCCUAAACCCCGCCAAAUGUACAUUUGGGGUAGCUGCCGGAAAGUUCUUGGGCUUCAUGCUAACAUCCCGGGGGAUUGAGGCCAACCCGGACAAGUGCGAAGCGAUAUUGCAAAUGCCAAGUCCGACCACCCUGAAAGAGAUUCAAAGACUGAUCGGACGCCUCACCGCCUUGUCCCGUUUUAUCCCCAACCUGGCGGACAGGAUGAGGCCGGUCCUCCGGAAAUUGAAAAAAGGGGGUGGCCCAACAUGGGACGACGAGUGCGAACGGGCGUUUCAGGACGUAAAAACACUCCUUGUUAACCCGCCAGUAAUGAACCGCCCAGUCCCAGGGGGAGAUCUUCACGUCUUCCUAGGAGUGUCGGAGACGACCAUUAGUGCCGUGCUAAUGCAGGAACGGCCUCAGCCGAGGCUAAUCUAUUUUGUGAGUCGCACGCUCCUCGACGCCGAAACCCGAUACCAACGGGUGGAGAAGGUGGCCUUAGCUUUGUUGAACGCCUCCCGAAGGCUCCGUCCUUACUUCCAAAGUCAUCAGGUGAUAGUCAGGACCGACUUCCCUAUUUCCAAGAUCCUGAGGAAGCCGGACUUGGCCGGACGGAUGGUCUCCUGGGCGGUCGAACUUUCAGAGUUUGGUUUACGGUAUGAGCCCAGAGGAUCGGUUAGGGGCCAGCACUUAGCAGAUUUCGCGGCCGAGUUACCGCCGUCCAGCCAGGACGAGUGGAGUUUGUAUGUAGACGGAGCGUCCGGUCGAUCGGCCAGCGGGGCCGGCAUCGUACUCGAGGGCCCCAACGGAUUCUUAUUGGAGCAUUCCUUGAUCUUCAAGUUCAAGGUGUCUAACAAUCAGGCCGAAUAUGAGGCCUUGGUGGCCGGCCUCGAGUUGGCAAAAGACAUGGGGGCCAGAAGAAUCACUUGCCGGACGGACUCAGAGCUGGUGGUUGGUCAGAUGAAUGGCAACUUCCAAGUUCGAGAGGAGCGUCUGUUGAGGUACUUCCAGCGAGCAACGGACCUCGCGAAAGCGUUCGAUAAGUUGGAUAUACGGCACAUUCCCAGGGAACAAAACACACGGGCGGACGUGUUGUCCAAGCUUAGUUCGGGAAAGGAGAAGGGGCAGUUGACUACUGUCGUACGGCAGGUCCUACUACAACCUUCCGUGGAAUGCUCGGCGAUAUCCGGCGAGGGACAAGAUUGGCGGGCAGGAAUCCGGGAAAUCAUGAACCGCCAGGAUAAGGGGGAGACGGUAGGUCCGGGCGAAGCUAAGAGGGUCGCCCGUUAUCUCAUCGUGGGAGACGAUCUGUACCGCAGAGGAUUCUCCUCCCCUCUCCUUAAGUGCUUGGGAGAGGCAGAGGCACUUUACGUUAUGGACGAACUCCAUAACGGCAUUUGUGGUUUUCACACAGGAUGGCGAGCUCUAAAAGCCCGAAUAUUGAGAGCCGGAUAUUACUGGCCUACGGUUGAAGCCGACACAAAAACGUUCGUCCAGAAAUGCGUCCGGUGCCAACAGCAUUCCAACAACUCUCACCUACCGCCGCACGCCCUCCACUCAAUGACUUCCCCGUGGCCGUUCGCACAAUGGGGUAUGGAUAUCGUUGGACCGUUCCCAUUAGGGCAGGCGCAGAAGAAGUUCCUCCUGGUGGCGGUGGACUACUUCACGAAAUGGGUAGAAGCCGAGCCACUGGCAACCAUUACGGCCGCCCAAGUACAGAAGUUUUGUUGGAAAUUGGUAUGUCGUUUCGGCCUCCCUCGGUCGAUCAUCACAGAUAACGGCCGACAGUUCAUUGACAAGAAACUGGCCGAGUUCUUCAAAGGGUUGGGAGUUAGGCACGUCACCAGUUCGGUCGAACACCCCCAGACGAAUGGGCAAGCGGAAGCGAUGAAUAAGACCAUAGUCUCGGAGCUUAAACGGCGCCUGGGAGAAAAGAAGGGAGCGUGGGUUGACGAGUUGCCAGAGGUCCUAUGGGCGUACAGAUGCACGCCCCAUGGAACCACUGGCGAAACCCCUUUCAACUUAACCUACGGUACUGACGCUAUGUUACCAGUCGAACUGGGGGAGCCGUCCUUUAGACGUCAAGUCGAUGACCUGAACCUCAACGACCAAGAGCUGAGGAUCGAAUUGGACUCCCUAGAUGAACGACGAGAGCGGGCCGUAUUGAGGGCCGAAGCGUGCAGGCGCAUGGUUGAAAGAAAGUACAACUCCAAGGUCCGGCCAAGGAGCUUCCAGGAGGGAGAUCUCGUAUGGCGAAAAGCCGGGGAUGCCCGCCGGAACCCAGCGCAUGGGAAGUUUGCAGCCAAGUGGGAAGGGCCAUUCCGCGUGGUGGAAACCCUGGGAAACGGGGCUUACAGGUUACAACGCAUGAACGGACAUCCGGUCCCCAACACUUGGAACGCUACGCAUCUAAAAUUUUACUUCAGUUAA
Molecule: messenger RNA, 5196 nt
Organism: Vigna angularis (adzuki bean)
Lineage: Eukaryota; Viridiplantae; Streptophyta; Magnoliopsida; Fabales; Fabaceae
Exons: 1
Coding region: 1-5196 (1731 amino acids)
Biological process (GO): DNA integration
Molecular function (GO): RNA-DNA hybrid ribonuclease activity; nucleic acid binding
Source: RefSeq, a predicted model, not a curated record